Messenger RNA from Drosophila rhopaloa, 2348 nucleotides. It is a transcript of the gene Rac2, whose product is annotated as ras-related protein Rac2. The record is from RefSeq and is a predicted model, not a curated record. Gene Ontology annotation, molecular function: protein kinase binding; GTP binding; GTPase activity. The transcript has a single exon. Gene Ontology annotation, biological process: motor neuron axon guidance; actin filament organization; cortical cytoskeleton organization. Gene Ontology annotation, cellular component: plasma membrane; cytoskeleton; cell cortex. Lineage: Eukaryota; Metazoa; Arthropoda; Insecta; Diptera; Drosophilidae. Bases 698 to 1276 code for a protein of 192 amino acids.
UUCUUCAAUCGCCGCGAAGAUUUCACAGCGUUUGGGCGUGUUUUUUUCCGUAUCAGCUCAGCGAUUCCACAUAUGCGGGCUUAAUUAAUUCAUAAAUAUAUAAACACAACCGACAAACAGGAAGAACGACGUCACAGUUCUGCAUUCAAUCAAGAAAAUUGAUUGAAAAACUCUCGCGAAAACCUAAACUCCAAUUUAAAUUCGCACAUCUCUCUUUGUACCUGUGUCUCUGUUUGUGUGGGCAGCAUGUGUAUUUGUGCGUGAGCAAAUUAUUGUAUAAUAGCCAAAAAAAAUAAUAAAAUAAAAAACGCCAACGCGAGAACAAAAAACUUACAAAUCAAAAAACCUUGCUAAGAAACGGAAUUAGCAAAAAAAAACGAAAACAAUUUAAUGACUAAAAUUUUUGUUUAACUGCGCUGAACUUAGUAAUUACUUCUCAACAGCAGAUCAAAUCAACAAAAGCAACAACACUUUAAGAGCUGCCAAAUAUUAAAUAAAAAAAAGUAAAAUACAUUCAAAAACUGGUUGACCUACUAAAUUUAAUGAUUACCAGUCAUCAAAACAAAGAAACUGCAUAAAAACCAUAAAACAAAACCAGUCGAACUACUGGAAAACGACUGAAUCCGCUGAUCUACUAAAAACCCUCUGCAUAAAUCAACCUCUUGAGCUUCUGAUUUCAUCGAUUACCCACUACAAAAUGCAGGCCAUCAAGUGUGUGGUUGUGGGCGACGGAGCGGUGGGUAAGACCUGCCUGCUGAUCAGCUAUACGACCAACGCCUUUCCCGGCGAAUAUAUACCCACCGUGUUCGACAACUACUCGGCCAAUGUGAUGGUGGAUGCCAAGCCCAUCAAUCUGGGACUCUGGGAUACUGCGGGUCAGGAGGACUACGAUCGCUUGAGGCCUUUGUCCUACCCCCAGACGGAUGUCUUUCUCAUCUGUUUCUCACUGGUGAAUCCGGCCUCCUUUGAGAACGUGCGGGCCAAAUGGUUCCCGGAGGUGCGUCAUCACUGUCCGAGUGUUCCCAUUAUCCUCGUGGGAACCAAGUUGGAUCUUCGCGACGAUAAGCAGACGAUCGAGAAGCUGAAGGACAAGAAGCUGACACCCAUUACCUAUCCUCAAGGAUUGGCGAUGGCCAAGGAGAUAGCCGCGGUGAAAUAUCUGGAGUGUUCGGCCUUAACCCAAAAGGGUUUGAAAACCGUCUUCGAUGAGGCUAUACGAUCGGUGCUAUGUCCCGUGGUUCGAGGUCCAAAGCGACACAAGUGCCUCCUGCUCUAAAGUGUUUGAACCACCAAAAAACAACACAGAGAGGAACUUCAAAAACUGGAGAACAAAGCGCAAAUUCUGUGCAAAAUUUUCAUAUUCAUUCGCUUUGUUGGGUUUACAGUUACAUGGUGUGAGUGUGAGGGUGUAUCAGUGUGAGUGAGAUGGCAUGAGCGUGUGAAUGAGUGAGCGUAUUUUUGUUUUUAUUGUCAGUUUUAUGUGGGGGAGCAGCAGCCAGAAAUAGGGUGGGGGGUCUCUGGGGGGCAGAUCACGCAUAAGCAGAUAUACACAUAAACAUAUAAGUAGGCGUACACGGGAAAAAAUGGAAGAAAAUCUUAAACUCAAAAUAUAAAAUGAACAAAUUAUAUUGGAAGAUUUCAAAUCAUUUUUUAGUUAUAAUUGUAAAUUAAAACCUAUUAAAAAUUUACAAAAUAUUUAAAUGGGUUAGAAAAUGAUUUUUAAAAUAUUGUUUGAUUGAUUCGAUAUAACAAUUUAAGUUCACAAUAUGAUAAACAAUGGUUUUUCUACAUAACUUAAUGAGAACCGGCACAUUUUAUUGUUUCUUCCUGUGUUUGCGCAUAGGUCUAAUGCAAAAAUGACUUGCUCAGCGAAAUGUAUGACAAAUAAAAUUAAUUGUAAAUAAAUCUAGACGAUUUAAAGUCUUCAGCGCCCAAACACAGUCGCUAUAACCAGUACCAGAUAGCUCUUAUCUGGACGGGGGAGUAAAGCCCAGGCAAGGCCCCGCCUAUGACCAAUAUCUGAACAAUCGAACGGGGAAUCGGGGAAUGUGGCAAGCCGACAAAAAAACUUUCAUUUAUAUAGUAUUUAGUGCUACGUGUGAAUGUGCGUCUGAUCAAUGGUCUUCCCACUCAAUGCAUUUGCCUGGACUUGAUUUAAUGUAUACUAAAUGCACAAUUAGCCUCUACUUUGAUGUUAAUUUAUAUACUGAUAUUUAUGUUAAAUAAAUGCAUACACUUUGCCAAAAUGUUUUUACAAAAGAGAAAAAAAUAUAUUUAUAUUAACACAUAAUUUACCAAUAAAGAGUGUAACAUUAAUCAACCAAAAUAAACGCUUGUAAAAAACUAAA